AGUGAGUGACGCCGCCAUUCAAACCGCGAAGCAUGGCAUUUCGGGAUACCUUUUCCAUCAUGGCGGAUAAGGUUGUAAGCUAACGUUAACGGUUAGCAUAUUCAACCAUUGUUGUUUUUUACACAUUGCGGGACUGCAUAUUUCUGCAUUUUAUACACAGGAACUACUUCUACCGACAACAACCUGGUGCUGAGUGAGGGACAAGCACGGCAGUGAUAUUAAGAGAGCCUUUGAGAAAACCAGGGGCAGCAGCACAAUGGAAUGUGCAGUGGACAUCCCCUCAGGUGAAGAUGAGGCCCCUGAGAAAGACGACAUAAUUGCCAAGGAAGGGAAUGAUCCGCCACACAAGAAAAACAAGAAGCACAGAAAACACAAGAGCAAGAAGAAGAAGAAAAAGAGAAAGGGGGAAAAGGAGAGCAGUUCAGAAUCUGGUGCUGAGUCGGAUGUAGAGCCAACACUACCACAGAAGCCCCUCAGGAACACCAGAGCCAGUGCCAGAAUAGCAGCAGCCACAGGAGUUGGAGACCAAGAUGGGCUAAAGGAGGAGGGCAAAAAGGAUGUAAUUACAGCACGUGCAGACAUGGAGGGAGAUGCAAAAUCCAAGAAACACAAAAGACAUGCUGCAAAAAAGAAGAAAAAGAAGAGAAGGAAGGAUGAAAAGCAGGAGAAAAAAUCCCCAUCUCGAUCCCCAUCUGAAAGCAGCUCAGCUUCAGGCUCUGAGUCUGAAGGUGAAGGAGAAAAAGUUGCUGCUGAUGUUAAAUACUCUCCAGCUACAGCAUCUGACCUGCAAGAACCAGUGUCCAAACUGGUUUCAAAAAGCAAACGAGGGGAAAAACCUGAAUUAAUUGGAGUGAAGAAAGAUGAGUUAUCAGGGAUGGAUGUGUCCCCAUCGGCGGGGAAGGACUCGAGCAACAAUAUAUCAGAAAUGAGUGUACGGUCACCCUCCGCAUGCCACGAUGAUAUUACCCAGACAGCGACUGUUCAGGUUAAGAUCGAGGGUAGUCAUGCUGAUGGUACAUUCAGCCAUGCACAUGAACUUCCUGACAUUAUCCCUAAACAGGAAGGUGCCACCCCAAGAGAUGACCCAAGCCUGAAAGAGCAGUCCAACUCAGUUCAGAAGACAAGGGACAGGGAUGGCAUUUCCUCUAGGUCUCCUUCUCCUUCCAGGGACCUAGAUAUUAAGAGAUUGGGGUCAGUUCAUAGUCGUUCACCAACACCUACUCCUAUUAGGGAGCAGGCUGAUGGGCAAACAACAGCAGCAGCAGCAGCGACUGCAAUGAAAGAACGGUCAAGAACUCAUUCCAGGUCAAACUCUAAGGAAAAACGGUCCAUAACUCCUCUAAAGACACGGCAGCUGUCCCAAUCUCAGUCCCCUAAAUCUAAGAUGAAGUCAAUCUCUCCCAAGAGAGCAGCCCGCCAGUCCCGGUCUACCUCUCGCUCCCUCACCCCGAAGAAGAAGGUGUCAAAAUCUCCAAGGAAGUCCAAGUCCCCUAAACGUCGGAGGAGUUCAUUGUCUGUUUCUCCAAAGCGACGCAGAAGUUCUCACUCACCUAAAAGAAAGGUGUCCCGAUCCCCUAAACGGGGUGGGCGCAGGUCCCCCUCUCUAUCCCGAUCUCCAAAGAGAAAUCGGAGGUCCGAGUCACGUUCCCGUGGAGGAAGGCACUCCAGGGCCCGCUCACCUAGGCGAGGUGGUGCAGUUGGCAGGCGUUCAAAGUCGCAUUCCGUCACGAGAACUCGUCGCUCAACUUCUAGAUCAAGACGCCCUGUUCGUCGCUCCAGAACACGUUCACCGGGAAGACGUGCAGGAGGUAGGCGCUCGAAAAGUCGAUCCUUGUCUCGGCGAAAGAGGUCACCACCCCCUAGAACCCGCCGAUCACGCUCCCGUUCGACCCGCAAAAGCAAGCGCGCUCGGUCAAGAUCCGUUGUAGUCCUUAAGCCAGGUCGACGUUCAAGAUCCAAGAGUCCCCGCAAACAGACCAAAUCCCAAACACCUCCCUCUCGGAGGCGCUCCCGUUCCCCUGCCAGGAGAAAUCGUUCACCACCAAGGUCUGGCAAGCGCUCCAAAUCUCGCUCGUUGUCUCGAAGGCAUCAGUCAAAGUCAAACUCACCAGUACCUAUCAAGAAGAAGUCCAAAUCUCCUAGGAAGGGUGGAAGAAGGUCAACGUCUAAAUCCGCCUCAGCAGACUUGAGCAGAUCUAGGUCCAGGUCUAAGUCAAGUAAUGGGGGGUCUGACAACUCACCAGCCAGAUCUGCGUCUUCCUCUCCUGUCAAAGAGAUAAAGCCUUCCUCUCCUGAGGCAGAGCAGACAGAAACUGAAGGAUUAUCUGCCACAGCAGGUGCUUGGAAACCAAUGCCCUCAGCAGCUGCCUCCAUCCCCCAGGCUGAGAGUCCCACAAAUGCGUUGCAGGAGCUAAUUCAGAUGUUUUCUCCGAACCACGACAAGGAACAGAUGGAGGAUGCCAGCUCAUCCAAUGAACAAGAUGUUUCCAAGUCCAGAUCUGGAUCUCGAGAACCCGGCACUGCCCCAGACGUGUGCGAGCUUUCAGAAGGUUCGGAUGUAGAAGCGGGUUCUUCCUCUCCUGUUAAGCAAAAGUCACCCUCACCUACGGAUCGCAGAAAACUUCGCUCAACUUCUUCACCCCGACGAUCAGCAUCCAAGUCUAAAUCCCGAAGGAGGCAAUCUAGGUCCAAGUCUCCUGUUAGGAAAAGAGAUUCUGUCUCUCCGUCAGAAAGAAAGAAGCGGCGUUCCAAGUCUCGGAGUCCCACUCGGCGGCGGAGGUCACGCUCUACCGGGCGGCGCAAGCGAUCACACUCCAAGACACGGACCAGAAUUCGCCGUUCCAAGUCUCGAUCUCCAACCAGAAAGCGGCGUUCCCGCUCACCCAAUGCCCGUGGGAGAAGGAGGUCCAAGUCCGCAGACAGAAGCAAGCGAUCCAAGAGCCGCUCCACAGGCCGGAGGAAAAGGUCGGUGGACAGAAGCAGGCGUUCAAGGUCUCGCUCUUCUGAUCGCAGACGAAGGUCUAGGUCGAGGGGCCGAGGGAGGCGCCCGGUGUUUCGAAGUCGUUCAUUUGAUAGGCGAGACAGGUGGAAAAGGGAACCCAGCCACUCUCCAGUUCUAAUUCUCCGCAAGCAGCGCCGCUCAGGGUCCCGUACACGACGCAGCACCAGCAAGACUCCUCCACGCCUCACUGACCUGGAUAAGGAUCAAUUACUGGAGAUAGCCAAAGCUAAUGCUGCUGCCAUGUGUGCUAAGGCGGGAGUGCCCAUUCCUGAGAGUCUUCGGCCGAAAGCCAUCCUCCAGCUUCCUCUACCCACUCCAUCUCCCACCCCCCUCUCCUUACCGCUACCCUUACCUCUCUCAAUGGGCAUGGGGAUGUCCAAUAUGCAAAACAUGGGUCAGAUGGGGAUACCCAAUAUGCAUGGAAUGCCCAACAUGUCAAACAUCACCAUGUCUGCCGCUAUGGCAAGCAUGACAGCAGCUACUAUGACCGCUGCCUUGACCAACAUGGGUGCCCUAGCAGCCAUGCCUCCCCUUGCCCCGCUCCCUACCAUCACUAACAAGCCUCCCCCAUGUCUUGCCCCUCCACAACCAACCCUUAACAUGGACCACAUCGUGGAAGCAAAGAGGAAGGUCACUCAGCAAGCUAACAUUCACACCAUCAAGGAGCUUACUGAGAAGUGUAAGAUGAUUGCAAACAGCAAGGAGGAGAUGGCCAUUGCUAGACCCCAUGUCUCAGAUGACGAAAGCUAAAACCGCAAAGCUCUCAAGCCAGUCCCCUCGACUGAAGGAAAAUAUAACAAAUGCUUAUAAAGGAGGACUUACCUUCAUACAGUUCUCAUUGGCAGCCAGCUGCCCUGACUGAGCCUCAUACACCAAGAAGAAGAAAAGUACCCAUGUUGUCACAAUUACAAUAUAGGCGCGCCGUCACCAGCCACUGCCCCACCCAGAUCCCCAGUUUGUUUCCGUUUGUGUGAGAGAGAAAGACUCAGACUGUCAUAUGUGAGACCACUGAGUUAACUGGACACACUGACAUGUUGUAUGACUGCAUAGUGAGUCUGUAUGUGUGAAUUGUUAGUCCGUUUGUGUAUAUAGUGACUUUCACCACCUCAGUGUUGCUGCUCAUUUAAGCGGUCACUAACUAAAGAGGAAACAAACCAAACUAACUAGUGGCGCAAGUGUUUUUGUAUAAGAUUAGUUUCUCUAAAUGUAUUUUACUUUUAUCCUUUCUUAAAUAAUUGUGUUCAGUGGGGACUGUUCUUCUGCAUUCCCCUCAGCUAUCUCUAGUCACUGGUUUUAUAACAGAAUAAUGCAGAGGAAGUUUUGCUAGAUCCCCACAUGUGUUUUCAAAAGCCUGAGUCUCCAGGCCAACAGAUUGGCAACAUGUUGUGAAUCCUUGUACAGGGCGUCGGAUCUGAUUAUUUUUGAAGGAAUGGAACAAUUGAAUUUAUUGGCUGUAAAGAAGAUUUGAAUUCAUCAUCUUCAUUUACAACACAGAAUUGAUUCAGUUAGCACUGCCCUGGGUGUGAUUUUCGUUUCCUCUAUUUUUAAUGGCAACAACCUAAUCUUUGGUCUCUGGUGUUUCAUUUGGGCUUUGUUGGUAUUUUAUUUUACUUAAAAAAAUGGUUUGCUGUAUAUUCAAAUGGACAUUUCAUCUGCCACACUUGUAACAACAAUUUCCUAACAUGCAGUGUUGUGUAUUUUUGCACAGCAAUAUUAUAUAUAAUAUGACUUGAAUUAAGAUGCACAAAAAGAUGCCAUGAUAGCGUUUUAACGACCUUUGGUCAAGGGCAAACAUUUGAAAGGUCUGUAUUUCUGUUAUCUGGUUUUGAUUUGAAAGCAAUGCUGCUUGAUAGUGGUCUUGGAGAUCCCAGAUAUUUGGACUUUGCCAACAGAACAGAACCUCCAAUUAAUCCCAAAUUAAGAUCACAACUAAAAUUAGAUUGACUAGACAAUGUCUUGUUUUCUGAUGAGAAACCAGAUGGGUUAAAUGACACUUCCAAUACACUUUUUUUCCCUUUCUAGUUCACACAGUGAUUUAAUAAAUGAUAAACAAUAGCCUAUGUUUUAUAAUUAAAACAUGGUUAAUAUCAGUGGCUUUUUAAACAGGCACACAUUGUAAUUCCUGCAUCUGGGGUUAUAGAGUUGAAUGUAUGUAGUUGAGCCUAUCCCAAACGGAACCAUUGUUUAAAUUCCUUAUGUAUUGGACAAUCAGGUUAUUUGUCUCAAAAUGCUUUUUGAAAGAAAAAACUACAAAAAACCCGUGAAAUGUAAACAUCUUUACGCAUUGUAGUUGGUGCAAAACAGAAGAGAAGAUUUUCAAUGUGCAAACAUAAUGAGAAUCUCCCCAUACCAGCCGUUUUUAUUGACACCCCAAACUCAUUUAAUAUCUGCUUUACUUCUGAAUGUUUUUGACUUUGGCUUUUAGUAGAUCUUCUGCAUCGGGGUGAACUGGGUCCAUGUUUCACAAAAUGCUUUUGUCCCAUCAGAUACCAGAAGAACAAAAACAAACUAGGCGCUUUUGGGAAAAAUGUCAGGGAUUAAGUUUUAAAGAAUCGUGCUCUCAUUUUCAUUGGAGAGGGAAAUAAUUCUUUAUUAUUCUGUGUUGACCUCCCACGCCCAGGGCUGGUAAACUGUGGUAGAUAAUCUGUAUUACUUUUUUGUCAAACUGUAACUUUACUGAUCGUACCAAAAUCGUUUUUGAGCUGUUGAAUUGAUUCCCUGAGGUAAUCUUUAGCUAUUUUAUGACCGAACAUAAGAAUAAAACUCAUUUUAGGAUUCUUUUUUUGGGGGGGGGGGUUCAUUUGAAUACGACAUUGCCUGCAUUGUACAUAGAUGUGUUGAUGAUUAUUAAAAACCUCAAUGAUCUGUAUAGACAUG
Messenger RNA from Trematomus bernacchii (emerald rockcod), 5878 nucleotides. Its product is annotated as serine/arginine repetitive matrix protein 2-like. The record is from RefSeq and is a predicted model, not a curated record. Lineage: Eukaryota; Metazoa; Chordata; Actinopteri; Perciformes; Nototheniidae. Gene Ontology annotation, molecular function: RNA binding. Gene Ontology annotation, biological process: regulation of cell cycle; regulation of mRNA splicing, via spliceosome.